Messenger RNA from Schizosaccharomyces osmophilus, 1179 nucleotides. It is a transcript of the gene ctf1, whose product is annotated as mRNA cleavage and polyadenylation specificity factor complex RNA-binding subunit Ctf1. The record is from RefSeq and is a predicted model, not a curated record. Gene Ontology annotation, biological process: mRNA 3'-end processing. Gene Ontology annotation, molecular function: mRNA binding. The coding region runs from base 1 to 1179 and encodes 392 amino acids. Gene Ontology annotation, cellular component: mRNA cleavage and polyadenylation specificity factor complex. Lineage: Eukaryota; Fungi; Ascomycota; Schizosaccharomycetes; Schizosaccharomycetales; Schizosaccharomycetaceae. The transcript is spliced from 3 exons.
AUGAUGUUGGUUGUAGCGAUCAGAUUUCUCUACGCGACUACCAGCAUGUCGAUGACAGUAGGGAAUGUGGUUUUUGUCGGAAAUAUACCAUACGAUAUUUCUGAACGCCAAAUGACAGAAAUUCUUGAACAAGUGGGUCCUGUAAAGCAGUUCAAGCUGGUUAUGGAUUUGGAAACCGGUAAUGGAAAAGGCUAUGGAUUUUGUGAGUUUUUUGACAGUGAGACAACUGCUUUAGCUGUUCAACGCCUUAAUAAUCGUGAAUUUUUUGGACCUCGAAAAAUCCGUGUGGAAUUCCCUUCUAAUGACCCCAGAAGACAUCAGAAUUACGGAUUUCAAGAAAAGCAUGGAGACCCUUCUUCCUCAUAUGAUCCUUCUCACGCAACUCCUCGAUAUCCUUCUAUUCAAAACGCUCCUCCUCAUCUUCGUCCUCAUUCCCUUGCUUCGAACGUGCAUCCCCCUCAUGCCUCCGACUAUAGCAUUCCCACUAUGCCGACUACUUCUUCUAUUCCACAGACGUCUUCUGCUACCAGUGAAUUUAAUACGCAAGCAAAUUUAAAUACAGCACGCCGGGGUCCUUAUCCAGCUUCUUCAUACCAUCCUUAUACCUCGUCUUCUGGGGUUCCACCAGCUGUACCUUCGUAUCCUGUUCCAUCUACGGCUACUCCUUCUAUCUCAAGUACACCCUCUGCAACGCCUUUACCUUCCACUGGUAGCAAAGCCGGUACCGAAGCACCACAACCUUACUCCGUUCCUCCUUCCGUUGCCAAAGUUUUUUCAUCUUUCACGGCACAAGAAUUACUAACCAUGCUUACUCAGCUUCAAACGGUGGUCCAUGUAGCUCCUGAUGAGGCUAGACGCUUAUUAAAUGCAAAUCCCGCCCUUCCUUAUGCUGCCUUCCAGGCCAUGCUUUUAAUGAAUAUGAUUGAUUCUCGUGUAUUACAACAGGUUGUUUUGUCAAUGCGUAAUAAUCCUACUCCUCCUGCUCCUCAGGCUCCUUCACGUCCAACUUCAACCGCUCGUCCUGAUACUUCUGCAAAUAAAGAUCCUACGAACACUGAAGCAAAACGAAUGGCACUUAUAAAUCAACUUAUGACACUUACUCCCGAACAAAUUCAGUCUUUACCACCCGCACAACGAGAACAAAUUAUUGCAAUUCGUCGACAGCACGGUGCUUUCUAG